AGUUAAUCGACGCCCGGUAAACGAGAAAGGCGAGAGUAGUUUUUACAGUUAAAUGAAUGAUACAACUUGUUCACCCAAAUUCACGGGCUAGUGAUUAUCUUAUCGCGAUAUAAAUUUAUCAUUAUUUUACGAAUUUCUAUAUGAUGAAUUCUUGCCAUUGAAAUCGAAUUAUAUCUAUGUGGUAAUAUCGGUAUUGAUUUAAACAACACAAUAAUCCCUUUAAAAAAUAUUGUGAAAUCUUCAAAAGUGAAUACCUUUUCCUUUUACUCCUUUUUGUGGUAUUGAGUUUUCAUUUAAGUGUUUCUACGGAUAUCUAUUUAUAAAUAAAUUUGGAUUGUUAAAAACACACGUGGCGGCAAAGUAUUGUCCUUUUUUUAUUUUUAGUAGCUAACAUGGAUAUGAUGAACCUUUGCACACAGUGUAUUAUCGUAUAUUUUUUCGUAGUUGCUUGUAUUGAAGGACAGCAGGUGGAUUCCACAAACACGACAACAUAUAUCAUUAGCAAGAAAGACAUUACCUUUCCUAAGAUUCCCAAAUGUUGUAUAUCAAAAACGCAGGUGUGGAGAAACAAUACAUGUGAAGAACUCAGUCAUACAAUAGAAUACAAGCAUUUUUAUUACGAGAGUAACGAAACUCAUAUAUAUAACGAACAAAUAGAAUUCGAACCAGUAUUUUAUGAGCACCAACUAGAAUGCGAUGAAAAAUAUUACUUGAAUAACGAUGAAGUGCUUGGAUUCAUUUAUAAUUCCUCAAUUAUAGCGAAUAAUGUGGACCUUAUUGGCCCUGAUGAAUACUGUAUUAACUCCAGAAAUGACGAACUCAUUUUUCUAAUGUGCGCUGACAAAGUACCCAACCAAAUAUCGAAAGGACAAGUGUAUUUUCCAUGUCUUAUUGUUUCUACGGCAUGUUACUUUUUCUCAGCAGGAAUCUAUAUAUUUCUUCUUAAAGUAAAAGACGUGCAUAAAAAAUGUUUCGUGGGAUAUUCAAUUUCAAUGUGCGUUACCUUUUUCUGUUUGAUUUUGCUUCAGAAAGUUCAUACCGGCUGUGAUAUUAUUGGUUCCAUAUUUUACCUAUUCAUUUUAGCUUCAUUUGUAUGGCUGUGCUGUCUCUGUUUCGACAUUGUUCAUGUAGUGAGAAACUUUGCAGAAGAUAAAGCUCCAGAGAGGAUAUAUCUAUAUAUUGCCGGAUCAAUUCUGUUUCCAUGUGUUGUUCUAGUUAUAUCCAUAAUUCCUACAGGAACACCGGAUGUACCGAUUUCAUUUAUGAAAGGAAGGGGAAUGUGUAUGUUUAAAGAUACAGCAACACGAAUAGCUAUUUUAUUUAUUCCCAUGGUACUUCUUCUUCUUGCUGCUGUAACAUCUUUAACUUAUUCGUUUUAUCUCAUAAGGGUGACUGGCAAAGAAAAUCGUUCGAAUAUUUCGUGGUUGGAGAAAAAAAGUCGUUUUAAGUAUAUGAUACGCUCAUGUUUUCUAAUUUGGGUGACAUCUAGCAUUUGGGUACUUGAUGCCGCUCUUAAAAACAUGGAUUUAGGAAACCCUUUAGUCUACGAAAUUAUUGAAGGAUCACAAGGUAUAUUCGUUGUAGCUAUCUUUGUAACGAAUCGGUACACGCGAAAAGACAUUUACAAAGCUUUGUGCAAAAAACAUGACCAAAAAUCAGAUAGAGAUAGGUUUAAUAGGUUAUUAGAGAUAUUUAAGAUUGAAGACAAACCUAUUGAAGGUUCUGAUACAGAAGUGGCACCUGGAAGCCUUCCAAAUUAUGAACGAUGAUGAUAAUAAACAGCAUUUUACUAUCCAAUAUAAUAUACUGUGAUACCAAGAGUUUUCAAAGUUUAUGUACUGUGAAAUAUUUUUAUGUACUGAUUGAUAAAACUUCUGAUUUUAUUAGAUAUACCUAUUACUAUUUAUGUAUAUAAAUUUCAUAAGAUGUUAAAAACUACACUUCUUCAAAAACUAUAAAUGUGUUCUGCAUCUAAUAUUUAAAUUUUAGUGGAUAUUCUAAUGCGUAUCAAUAAUUUCCAAGAUUUUUAACCCUUUGGCACCCAAUUUUUUUUGUGUUGUUACGAUCUCGACUUUAAUCAUUUCUUUGUACUGGUAACCAUAGAAGAUUUUUAAAGUGUGCCAAACCAAAUUUUUUCCAUAAAAAAAACAAAAAAAUCGUGGGAUAUAUCUGUCCCAAUGGCAAUGUUGGUUGGGAUUAUUAUGUCCCGUAGGGUAUAUUAGGAGAUUACGGCCACAAAUAAAUGAACACUUUAUUUCAGAAAGAUUUACAAAAAUAUGCAUAAAAAAUACUUCUAUGUAACUUAAUAUGUGUGAUAUAAUGUAAAACAAUGUUUACACAAACUUACAUUGCACAUUGUGCAGAUGGUUGUGGUUCUUCUUUCCCCAUUCUUGAGCAACCAACACAACGCCGUCUCUAAGCAGUUUCAAUCGGCAUGUGGUCUCCUACAUUUUGAUUUCGUGAUCUCUUUGAAGGUCUACCUACACUUCUUUUUCUAAGUUUUACUUGUGUAGUGGUUUUACCUUUAGAAAUGAGAUCUUCUGAUAGCUCAAACAAAGUUUCUAAAAGGGAUGUUUUCUUGCGUGUUCGAUGUAAAUCAUUAUAUAUUACCCAACUAUUUACCACUGACACCAUAAGAAAUCGGUAGAAAACUUUUUUCCAUUAUUUACAGGAUCGUCUUUUCAUUUUAUACACUCCACUCAUUUGGUCAGCCAGGUUCACACCACCCAUAAUUUCGUUGCAUAAAGCAACAGCAGCAGGAUAAGAAACGUCCACUUUGGUCCCAUUUUUAUUUUUUCUUUGAAUAGUUGUAGAACUACUCUUAUGACAGUUACUGAACAAGAAUACUUGUUUGGUAUCUUGCCAUUUUGUGGCUAGGGUUUGGAACUCAUUUUUUAGAAAUACAGAGUCUCCCUUGUUCAUUUUGCUUUUUAUAGAAAACACUCCUUAGGCCUGUUCCGUCUAUUUGUAAUGGCUGUACCAACUAGAGCGAAUUUAAUGGUGUCCACUAUACGUACAGAGGUAAAAAACCUGCCAAAAGCCACAACAACAUUAUCAAUACGUAUCCAUUCACAAAGCGUUUUUACUACUCUUUCACCUAGAGUUCCAUCAGCUUGUUCAACUUCCUUUCCAGAGUAAACGUUAAAAUCAUAUGUGUAACCUGUCUUAGAAUCACACCUGCAAAAUAGUUUUAUACCCCUUUUCACUGGUUUUAGAGGUAUGUAUUGUUUUUAGGGACGACCGUCCUUUGAACUUUACUAUACUCUUGUCGAUUGAUUGUCUAGUACUGUCGGUUCGAUACUUCUGAAAUGUGAACUUGAAACAGGAGAGCAGUUUUUCUACAUAAUAUAUCCUACUGCAUUCUUCGGGUUUCUUUGGGCCAUUGGAGUAAAGUUUGAAGAGAAUGAAUAAGCAUCUGUUUUUUGAUAUUGCAGUACUUAUCGUUUUAUUUCCGACAGAUGGAUGCGAAGACGAAUAAUGUCUCAGUUUAGGCACUCUGUUGUAGCACAUUAUUAGAGUACAACCAAUAGUUAUCAUUACUUCACCAGCAUCAGUAAACGGUUUAGACUUUCCAUCCUUGCGAUUAUACAUUUUAAUUCUCUCGUUUGCACAAAAAUAAAUAAACUUCGAGGGAAUUUGAUUCAUCAACUACACAAGGUAUUUCAAGAGAAACAGCAAAUCUGGGUUUAUGAUUAGCUGCGACUGAUGUCCAUACAAUAGGGAGUUAUCUUUUCUUUUUAUUGAUAAUGGCUUUCUUACUUCCAAUUAAAUCUUCCCCAUCUGGCAAGCAAGUAUUCUUGCCUUCUUCAUUUUCGGGAGAAUCAACUGAAGACGUGUUUGAUUCAUCUAAUGAGCGAGUCUGUUCUUGUUCAUUGUCAGGACAAUCAUCUGGUGCCAUAUACGACUCAUCAGAAGAAUGAUCACCGUCGUGGAAGGGAUCUUUUUCGUCAUCUAUCUCAUCGCAUAAAGAUAUGUCGCUUAUAUUAUCAGCCAGUUCUUGCAAUUCCUUUUGAGUGAGCUUUCUUUUUCUUGACAUGCUGAAAAAAACCAAUGAGAUAUAAAAGGCACGUCCAACAAACCCAGUGUGACACAUAAAUCCCAUGUGAUUUUUGAUGUAAGUUAGCCAAUUUACAAAAGCAAACGAAUCUCAGAUCAACGUGUAGAAUACAUAAAUACACUAAACAACAAACUUACCUUACGAUUGUGUCAAAAACAAGUUGUUUUAACGUUAAAAACUUCGAAAAGUAAGAACCACGUGUUGACUGCGCCGUACUGGACCACAGGAGUGAUGACGUAGAUUUGAUUGACAUCUGCCAGUUUCACUUUCCAAACAAACCUUGUUUAGUGUGGAUAAUUUGUAUUUUUCGUUAUUUUUUCAUUUAUUUUAUAGAAUCUUUCCGCUUUUUGCAAUAUUUAAGUAUUCUAAUAGUUACUACAACAAUUUUACAAGGUUGUGUAAAUAAUAAAGCACAUUGUUUUAUGCUAAUAGGAAUAAAAUAAAAGUAUCAAUAAAGUAAGGUUAAAAUUUCUUUAAUUAAACUUUUAAACCAUAUUUCAUAGAAAUAGAACUCUGAAUUAUGACGGUAUUAUCGUAAAAACACUAUACUUAUUAGAAAAAGCAGCAGAGGAAGCAAAAUGUUAACUUUAUAGGAAUUAAAAAGUCUUGAGAUUUGACAUUUCAACGUUUGUUUGGAAAGUAAUAAUGACAAUGUGACGUCACACUCCUGCGGUCCCUUACAAACUAACUGAGCCAUGCAAGGUUGCCAAUAUCACUUUAGUAGAGAAAAAUGUGCAGUGUAGUCGAUAAACUCCGAUAUCGAAGAAUAUAAUGUAAAAUGGGACAUCAGGCAAAUUGAAACUGUCGCGUUUGGCUGUUGAAACGUGGGAUCUAUAAGUCCCACUGGGUCCCAAAGGGUUAAGAGAUAUAUCAAUAAGAUUUUAUACGUGCCUGUUAAAUAAACAAUAUCUUACAUCUACACAUCAGGGAUAGCUUUUAUUUAUUGUUUUCUUAUUUAUCCCAAGAAUAAUCUUAAUUUUAGACGAAUAGCAAUAGGAAGUAUUAAAACAGUCGCGAUCUGUGACCUUAGAUUUUGUAAAUAGUAUGUAUCCGGAAGGUUAUUUAUAAGUAGAAUUUGAAUAUUCUCAAGCUGAACAAGAUAUCUGAAAAUAUCAAUAAAAAUUUUAGAAAAAAAAACUAAGGCGUUUCAAGAAUUUUAUAUAUGGCCAAUAUUGAACUCUAAUAGUAAUAAAAUCGAAGGGAGCUAUUGUACCAGACAGAGCCUUGUGUUUUUGAGAUCAAGGUAAAUUUAUCCAAUUUUCGGUUUUGUGACUAUAACUUAAAAACUAUGCAUUUUUUGUGAACUUUUAUACAAUAUUUUUUGUAGAAAAUUAAUUUUCUUAUUAAAGUGAUAUAUUUU
This is a messenger RNA of Diabrotica balteata, 5417 nucleotides long. NCBI's taxonomy places the organism in Eukaryota, Metazoa, Arthropoda, Insecta, Coleoptera, Chrysomelidae. The record is from the annotation of a GenBank genome assembly.